Messenger RNA from Lobosporangium transversale, 462 nucleotides. Its product is annotated as Prefoldin. The record is from RefSeq and is a predicted model, not a curated record. Gene Ontology annotation, molecular function: protein folding chaperone. NCBI's taxonomy places the organism in Eukaryota, Fungi, Mortierellomycota, Mortierellomycetes, Mortierellales, Mortierellaceae. Bases 65 to 436 code for a protein of 123 amino acids. Gene Ontology annotation, cellular component: prefoldin complex; cytoplasm. The transcript is spliced from 3 exons. Gene Ontology annotation, biological process: protein folding.
UCUCCAUCCCAGACACAGGACACACACACACAUACCAAAAAGACAAAGCAAGAACACAUAAACCAUGUCAAGCAGUGGAAGCAGUAGUAGCGCAGCGGCAAGCAAGCGCCCAAGUGAUCAGGAGCUCACUCAGACCUAUAACACCAUGAAGUCGGAACUCAAUCAGUUAGCACAGAAGAUUGGAGAGCUUGAGACCGAGUCUGAUGAACACACGCUCGUUGUCGAUACCAUCUCACCCUUGGACCCAGACAGGAAAUGUUUCCGUUUGGUUGGAGGUGUCCUCGUAGAACGUACUGUCAAGGAAGUUUUACCGGCACUCAAGACAAACCAAGAAGGCAUCAAGACUGUUACGAUGCAGUUGGUUCAAAAAUACAAGGCCAAGGAAGAUGAGUUUAUGGCAUUCCAAAAGAAAUACAAUAUCCAGGUUAAGCAAUAAUGAUAAAUGUGUCCAUAAAUAAAACG